AUGCGGGCAGCACGCUGCACUCCCAGCCACGGCGCUUCUGAUGCUCUUGUCUGUGAUUUAUGGCACAGCCGUGUGUUCGGUCUCAAGGAAGAUGUCAGCAACACCAUCACUUUCCUGGACGACCAGACGAUAUUCUAUCCCGCCGGCUCCAACUGCAUCAUCUACAACCACGAAACGAGAAGCCAAAAGUUUAUUCCCGUGACUGAAAAAUGCGACGGAAUCACUGUCCUGGCUGUCUCCGGCAGCAAGCGGUUCGGCGUCGUUGCCGAGCGGAGCACUACCGCAACAGCAGUCAUCUACGACCUGCAUUCGCUGAGGCGGAGAAAGACGCUGAUUCCCACGGACGCGGCGUCGAAAGAAUUCGUGUGUAUGGCGUUCUCGUCCGACGCCAAAUAUCUGCUGACGCAGUCUGGGGCACCCGACUGGGCACUUUACUACUGGAUGUGGGAGAAAAACAAGCUGAUGGCCUCCGUCCGCACCGUCAACAGCGAGCGAUCCGCUGUGGUCUACCAGGUGUCCUUCAGCCCAACUGACAACACCUAUGUCUGCUGCAUCGGCAACGGCAUUCUGAAGUUCUAUCGGUACCAAGAGGGAACCCUGAAGAUCAUCAACGCCACGCCCAAGUUUGAAGCAAAGAACUUCCUGUGCCAUGCUUGGGUCUUUGAAGAGCGCGUCGCUGUUGGCACAGAGGAUGGCAAGAUCUUGAUCAUAGAGCCCAGUGGGGAGCUCAAGGCAGAAAUCGACUAUACGGUGGGCCUGAGCCAACUCCCCAAACCAGUGUACUCGAUGGUCCCGCUGAAGAAAGGGUUCGUAUGCGGAGGAGGAGGCGGAACUGCAGCGGUCUACGAGCGCAACGAACUGGCAACUGGCGAGGCACCCACAACGCCAGAGCAGCCCCGAGCGUUCCUGCGAAAGGUCAAAGACAUCACCACUGCAGACGAGUCGGUUAGGAUCAUAACGAUGGCAGUGUCUCCAAACGAGGAACUGCUCGUAUGUUCGCUCGACAACCGCCAACUCUUCAGUGCCUCGCUGAACAGCAAGGUGGAAGAGCCCAAGUUUGAGCAGUACAUGCAGUCGUUUCAUCAUGGCCAAAUCACCGGCCUCGACACAUGCAUCCGCAAGCCCCUGAUCGUCACCUGCGCCACCGAUCGGUCGAUUCGGGUCUGGAACUAUCAAGAAAACACAUGCGAGCUUGUAAAGUACUUUCAAGAGGAAACAUACAGCGUCGCCAUCCAUCCGAGUGGCCUCUACAUCCUAGUUGGUUUCAGUGACAAGCUGAAGCUCAUGAACCUCCUGAUCGACGACAUACGACCGUUCCGAGAAUUCUCAAUCCGAGGAUGUAAGGAGUGUCGUUUCAGCACCGGCGGGCAGUACUUUGCCGCCGUUUAUGGAAACACAAUCCAGAUUUUCAGCACAUGGAACUUUGAGAACCUGGCCAACCUCAAAGGCCAUAAUGGCAAAGUGCGGUCGAUCUACUGGACAAACGACGAUAGCAAGAUCGUCACCGCCGGCAUGGACGGCGCGAUUUACGACUGGCUGCUGAAAGACCUGACCGGUUCUAGCGGUACAGGAGUGAAGCGUGAAGGCGAGAGUAUCCUCAAGAGCUGUAGCUACACUUGUGCCAUCUCGUCUCCGGAUGGUAAGACCAUCUUUGCGGUUGGCAGCGAUAGGACGUUGAAGGAAAUUACCGACUCGCAAAUCGUGAAAGAGGUCGAGUCGGACUGCGUGUAUACCCAGAUCGUAUUGUCCCAUUCCGGCCGAAUGAUGUUUGCAGGUAAUGAAGUACCUCCUGUGGCUUUGUGA
Messenger RNA from Polychytrium aggregatum, 1803 nucleotides. RefSeq names its product WD40-repeat-containing domain protein. The record is from RefSeq and is a predicted model, not a curated record. NCBI's taxonomy places the organism in Eukaryota, Fungi, Chytridiomycota, Chytridiomycetes, Polychytriales. The transcript has 7 exons. Gene Ontology annotation, molecular function: protein binding. The coding region runs from base 1 to 1803 and encodes 600 amino acids.